AGAAAGAAAGUGAUUUUUGCGUGUACACUUCCCCUUUAAGAAACACAACACGAGAAGCGCAAUAUAUGGAAUAUAUCGAUGGGACGAUGGGACAAUUAUGACUUAUACGAACUGGGGCACGGACGGGGUAGAUGGAGGGACGCUUCAAAGAUGCUUUUUGAAGAAUAUGACAGAAGACGGGUGGCAGGAUGUUUUUUGCAAUGACAAAGUAGCCCGUACCAUCUUGUGCUCAAACGAAGUUCCGGACAUAAAGCACUUGCACGAUACUCCAUCGCUUCCAGAAGCCAAUUCCUCUGGAUACGACCAUGAGUUGUUUACUAACUGCACUAAUGGAGAGCUUGUGUCAAAGUUCAACUUAUGUGAUGGAAGGUUCGAUUGCAAAGACAGAAGUGACGAAUCAAAUUGCGGAACGUCCUGCACCAGCACCCAGUUUCAAUGCACUAAAAUCAGGUGUGUCUCCUUCUCCUUCUACUGUGACGGUACACGAGACUGUGCGGAUGGCUCGGACGAAAACUGCGAAAAGGGGAGUUGUGCAAGUGAGGAAUGGCAAUGUAGAAAUGGUCAAUGCAUUGACUCUGGGAAAAGAUGUGACCUGUUCGAAGAUUGCUACGACAAGACGGACGAGGCAGAUUGUGAAAUAUGUCGGAGUUUUGUGUGUUUUGAUGGCAAGUGUAUCCCCAACUCCUGGGUGAAUGACGGCGUCGUUGACUGUGAUGGCUUUAAGGGAGAGGAUGAAAGCGAAUAUACAAUCACCAAUGAUCUAUCAGCAGUAGACAUAACAUCUGAGCUUCAAAGGAACGUGUCCACCGAAUCUGUUUGUGUGUACAAACCAGAUAUGUUGGGAAAAGCUGUCAUACAUUUUCCAAGUGAUGGAAACUGUAGCUUGGUGGAAUGUGAAGAAACACAUUACAAAUGCCCUAACAGCUACUGCAUCCCAAUACAGUAUGUUGCCAAUGGCCUCAAAGACUGUCCAGAUGGUGCCGAUGAAUGUGGUCGUCACGAGUACAGAUGCCCAGGCUAUUAUCCAUGUUCAGGGGAAACAUACUGUAUUCCCCCAAGUCAGCUGUGUGACGGUAUACGGCAUUGUCCAGAUGGAGAUGACGAACGUAUGUGUCAGAGCGAGUGUCCACCGUCUUGCAUCUGUAGUGGAAGAGUCAUACGUUGUGAUUCAAAUUUCAAGGACAUGUCUCAAAUUCCAUUCGAUGUCCGGAAGCUAGACCUAUCGGGGGUAGAUCUUCACCUACUCUACUGUCGUGUUUGGCUCCCCUACCUGACUGUCCUCAUCUUGUCAUCAUCAAAUAUAAUACGAAUUGAAGGAGUUUUUCCAAAGCUUCCAAAUCUUUUAACCUUAGAUGUAAGUCACAAUAUGAUAUCUCACCUAGUUAAAGAUUCCUUCUCAAACUUUACCAAUUUGAAACACCUUGACUUAUCAAACAAUGUUAACCUCUCAAACAUCGACAAUGGUACAUUUGCAAAAUUGUCAAAACUAGAACAACUGAAUUUAUUCAACACAUGUAUCAUGGAGUUAAAAUCAACGGUUCUACUGGGCCUUUCGAAUCUCCGGACACUUAAUAUUUCACACAGUCAGAUGAAUUACAUCAAUGUUGGAUCCUUCUCAAGCUUGCGGUUCCUUGAAUGCCUUGACAUUAGUCAAAACAAAAUUCAAAACUUUAAUAAAGGAAUCUUUGAUGGUUUACCAUCACUAAAACAGUUACAAACUGAUUCAUACAAGCUGUGCUGCGACUCUGUGAGACCGAAAAGCCUCACAACAAGUGGCUGUUUAUCAAGUAAAAGUACCAUUGCUUCAUGUGAGGACCUUCUGGGCCAAGAUAUCCUUCGAAUUCUGCUGUGGGUCAUUGCUUUAGUUGCUGUUGUUGGGAACAUCCUGGUGAUCAUAUACAGGUUCAUUUAUGACAGAAAAUCCCUUCAGAAAAGCUAUGGUGUACUUGUGACAAAUCUCUCAAUCGCCGAUUUCUUCAUGGGCCUCUACAUGAUGAUCAUUGGAUUUGUGGAUUCAUCAUUUAAAGGAUCGUACGUGUGGCAUGAUUAUGAAUGGAGACAUAGCACACUAUGUGCUUUCGCUGGCUUCCUGUCCACCUUAUCCUCGGAAGCUUCGUGCAUCUUCAUCACACUUAUCACGUUAGAUCGGCUAUUGGCCGUUGCCUUUCCGUUUGGGCAAUUCAGGUUUUCCUUAAAGACAGCUGUUUUGUCUGCAGCAAUUAGCUGGAUUAUUGCUAUCCUCCUAGCAGGUAUUCCUCUAUUACCGUCACUGAAGUGGAAUCUCUACUCCCAGAACAGUGUCUGUCUUGCACUGCCUCUUUCAAAUGACCGACAACCAGGAUGGGAAUAUUCAACUGGGAUAUUUGUGGGUUUCAACUUUGUCAUGUUCCUACUCAUAGGGAUUUGCCAAGUUCUGAUAUACAGAGCAGUUACGACAUCAUCCACGAUAAGAUCAUCUAAGUCCAGUCAUGACACUACCAUUGCCAGGAGACUUAUCAUCGUCGUCCUGACAGAUUUCCUCUGUUGGUUCCCUGUUGGUGUCAUGGGUGAGUAUUAUGAAAUGCAAUAACAUGUGUCAUGCGUGUUCCGGUAGAAUCAGUGCUUAACUAAUGGCCAAACAAAAUUAAAACAAAAAAAUAAAUUUAUCAAGAACUAGUAUUUGUUCAUUUUAAUAUGGACCCCCUUCGUGGUCUAGUGAUAGAGCGUCCGCCCAGAGAGUGGAAGGUCCGGGGUUCGAUCCUCGCCUGCGUCAUACCAAGAGACGUUAAAAGAUGGUACUUGUUGUAACCCUGUCUGGCGCCCGGCAAUAAGGAUCUAAAAUAAGGACUGUAAGAUACAAAGAGGUUGUAAUCAUGACACGACCAUUGCCAGGAGACUGAUCCUCGUCGUCCUGAUAGAUUUCCUCUGGUGGUUCCCUGUUGAUGUCUUGGGUGAGCAAUGACAUGUGCCAUGUUUUUUCUAGUAAAUUCAUUGUGUAAGCAAUAGCCAAAUCAAAUCAAAGGUGUCUUAAAGUUAAUUAUUUUUAGAAACAAUUAUCGAGAUCUGUGUUCAUAUUGAUAAAUACCACGUGAAUUAACUCGUCUGACCUUGUAAUCUAGGGGUGCUGUCACUACGAGGGGUUCCUUUAGACGGGGAGGUAUAUUCUUGGACUGCAGUAACAGUGCUCCCUGUGAACUCAGCUUUAAACCCGGUAUUAUAUACAAUUCCAAGUAUAGUAGAGGCCUUGGUAAGUAGCUUUUGUUGUUGUUUUUUAAUCAUGAUCAUCUAUCUAUACAAUUGUGAUGCGAGGACAUGCAUCAACUAAGUCCGCAGCCUGACAGCCUGAUCCCGUUAGUUGCGUCUUACGACAAGCAUGGGUUGCUGAAGACUAAUUCUACCCCGGUUCAUUAGGGGUUGGGUAAGUAGUUAGAGAAACUAUGCCCACUGAUUGCACACUGAUUCUACAGCAAUUGCUGCUAUGCCAUCGAAUAUGUCGCUCAGACGAUACUUCAAACAAUAUUCAAAGCAUGAAACAUUAAACAUGAAAUAUCAAUAUUUUGAUAGAGAGGAGCCAGAAAAAAAGAAACGCAAACAUCAGCAACAGA
This is a messenger RNA of Haliotis rufescens (red abalone), 3584 nucleotides long. Its product is annotated as very low-density lipoprotein receptor-like. Gene Ontology annotation, molecular function: G protein-coupled receptor activity; protein binding. Lineage: Eukaryota; Metazoa; Mollusca; Gastropoda; Lepetellida; Haliotidae. Gene Ontology annotation, cellular component: plasma membrane. The record is from RefSeq and is a predicted model, not a curated record. The coding region runs from base 98 to 2569 and encodes 823 amino acids. The transcript has 9 exons. Gene Ontology annotation, biological process: G protein-coupled receptor signaling pathway.